Messenger RNA from Hydatigera taeniaeformis, 3570 nucleotides. The record is from the annotation of a GenBank genome assembly. NCBI's taxonomy places the organism in Eukaryota, Metazoa, Platyhelminthes, Cestoda, Cyclophyllidea, Taeniidae.
CUGUCCAGCGAUCUCAUCGAAAAUCGCGGCGCAGACAUUCACGAAGACGACAAUCAUGGACGCCUUCCAAUCCAUGUAGCUGCAACCUUCGGUCGUCCCUCCGUUCUCUCUUACCUCAUUGAAGCCUACUCGCAUCGUCUGCGACCCUCUGCCAUUCCAAAAGUCUUUCUCGAUGCCAUAGCCGAAUUAAACGAAUCGGACGAGGAUCGAGAUUCCCUGAAUCUCGACGUUACCAUUUCAAAUGGUAGGCCGAGUGAGGAUCCCUCAAAGUUGGCUAAAGUUGCUGCUGCUGCAAACUAUCUUGACAACCUUCAACGGACUCCUCUUCAUUGCGCCAGCUCCGAGGAGGCUGUUAAUGACUAUCCACAGUGCAUUUCCAUCCUCCUCGAGUCUGGUGGAGAUCCAAUGCUUCGAACUCUGCAAGGCAAAACAGCCUUAGACCUCGCCUAUGAGGCUGGUCGUGCUAGAGUACUCAUUGACAUAAUGCCAACAGCUAUGAUGGUGGAAUUGUUGAUGCGGAUUAAUGACGUGGUUCCUCGAAGUGUUCGACAAAAGCACAGCGAAAAUUUCUCCAACAAAAGAACACGCGACUCUCCUUCGGUUUCCAUUCAGCAAUUAACUCGGAGAGUCAGUAUGAGUGCCCCAAGAAGUUCCCUUAUCCGACGGCAACCUCCUGUAGCUCCAUCGGAUGGGAAGGAAGAAAAUGUAAAUCAUGUGGCAAUUUGGCGGAAGAUUCUUCUCAAUGAUGAUGUGGAAUUGUUGGAGUCCUGGCGGGAUUCCCUUCUCUGGUGUCAAGAGGAUCCAGGGUAUUUAAAAAAACGCAAAGAAAUUCGUGGAAGAGCCUUGAAAAAAAGUCCUCUAUUGGAUAAGUCCUCACCAAUGGAUUUCGAGACAUCUCAGGGUUUGACAGCCUUUCAGAGAUCUGAACUCUUCUUUGACUGUUAUGAAAACGGAACCGGUGUUUAUUCCUAUAUCCAGUCUAACUUUGCAAUGAAUAUCAAAGCGCAUGACUUUCUCACUGUUCUGCGCUCUCUAACCGGUCUAGUGGUGUUUGAACAACUCAUGGUGGAUGGAGUGGUCAUUCUCUCACCACUUCACACCUCCAUUCUCUUCUUGGCUUUGCUCUGUGGACGAUUUCGAGUGGCUGAACAGCUUUUAAGAAUGCGACAAUUCGAUCUCAUUCCAGCCAGCGUUCUCGUGGUACUCAUCCUCCAUCGGCUAUAUCAGGAACCCACCUUCCCUGAACAGGUACGGUGUGAACUUCAACAAAUCGCCAGCCUAGUGGAGGCCAUUGCUGUGGAUGUUUUAACAUUGGUGUCACUGAAGGAUAAUACGCCCGAAAAGGAGAUCUGUCGAGGCAUCCUUAACGCACCUCUGCGAAUCUGUGGCGACCUCUCACUAAUCGACCUCUGCGCUCAGGCCAAAUGCACAAACCUCCUGAGUUUACCCAUCUGCCAACGUGUCCUUGAUGAACGCUGGCGUGGUGUCCUCACUCACCUACCCAAUUGGAUUGGUUUUGUGUCUCGAUUUUGUCCUCUCGUGGCCAUAGCCUUCUUGGAGCGUCGUGCACGCAAGGAGAGGGCUAAAGCUCUCGCCGAUUUCAUUGCUGAUGCAGCCAGCUACACCACUGUUAAUGCCAAUUCCACCAAUAACGCAAAAAGUCCUUCCAUGGAACCCAACUUUUUUGGGCCUUUCAAUAGAGACAGUGAUCCCUGGAAGCCAGCUGCAACCCCAGUCUCACCCCAUAAACGCCGUACUCGUUCUAAGGAGCAUUCUACCUCCAUUCUACCGAUGAUACGACUGAAAAAAGUAUCAGCACCCAAUCCACUCACUGUCUACGAUCGUCUUUCGCGACAAUAUGGAUGGCAGGGCUCACCACGACUAUCCUUUGUCAAAGCCAUCUACGCCUCACCGGAGGUUAAGUUCUUUUUCCAUUCCAUCUUUCAUGUCAUCUUUCUAGUCACCUUCACAGUGGUGCUUGUCAAUUCCCUCCAUUUUAAAAUCCGUCUCACUGAAUGUGGUGCCAUAACGUAUGUGAUUGGGUAUGCGGUUGAGGAGGUUCGCCAAAUCAUAAUUGAAUCAUUGCGCGGCCAAUUUACCAAUUACUUGAAGGACAGUUGGAACACUCUUGAGAUAUUUGCGAUCGCCUUCACUUUGACUGGAUUCUGGGCAAGAGUUGGAAAAAUUAAUCAGUGGGCACCUCCAGAGCGUGAAGCCUACGACCUCUCCUUCUACAUUGCUCGAGUGUGCUACCUCUUUGGACUCCACCUCUUCUGCAUGCGAACUCUCUUCAUCACCUCCAUCUCACCAAUAAUUGGUCCACGUUUGAAAAUGAUGGCUGACAUGUUGAGGAAGGAUCUAGUCCCUCUCCUCAUUGUCUUUGCCAUCUUCCUCUUCUCCUAUGGAGUGUCAUUUCAAGGCCUUAUGUAUCCCAACUCGUACAUUCAACAGACCCUCUCAAAUGGGACCAAGGUGUAUGAAAGAAUGCCUUUUCUUUCCACUGUGGAGAAAUUAAUCUCUCGAGCCUUCUACUCCAUGUUUGAAGUGAGUGUUGCCCUGGAAGAGGCCGAAUGCCGACCAGAAGAGCAGUGUGGAAGUCAACUUGGCAACAAAUUGGUCAUCCUCUUUGUCCUCAUCGCUUACACUGUAAUUGUCAAUCUUAUCCUCAUCAACCUUCUCAUUGCCUUGUUUAGCAAUACGGUCUCACGGAUUGGAAUGCAAUCAACAGCCCAUUGGUUGGCAGAUCGCUAUCAAAUGGUGAAGGAGUACCAAGAUAAAUCCAUGUUUCCACCACCAUUGAAUCUUCUAUCCAUUAUGGUAGAGAUUUGUUUUUGUUCCAGUCGGCUUUGCUUAUGCUGUCGUCGUCAUCGUCGAAAAAAUGGAAAAAGUGAGGCUAAGGUCGUGAACGGUCGAUCGAGUGUCGGUUGUCAUCGAAGUCACAUUAGUGCUUCUGAAAGCCGUAGCUCAGAGGACCUUGAUGACAUUGAGAGUCAACACAACAUUACCAAUAAUAAUCAAAUGGGUGUGGACAAAGAGGAGUUUGAACUCUCUCACAAUGUUGCCAAACGCAAGUGGAAUAAACAGCUGCGCAAUUCUCGACGGGUUCAAAAACUGACGCACAAUCUUCGCAGUGCCUUAUGGGGUCGCAGAACGGAGACGGAGGCUGUGCUACAGUUUAUUUUAGUGCAGAGUUUUGCCCUAAAAGAUCGGCGCUAUACAAUCGGUACGACAAACACUACACUGCCUUCAGGCUACUCAGUUAUUGCUACCGCUACGGGUACCAUUGAACAUCGUCUACAGGCUUUGGAAAAGCGAUUGGACGAUUGGCUUCCACGUCUGAUGGAAGAAUUGAAGGCUCUAAGGGAGUCCCAACGUUCGCCAUUCAGUCCACAGGACUUCCAAAUGUCACAGACUCUGGAAACUGGCGAAAUCUCUGAGAGGAUGCAAUUGAACGCAGAUGGACUUCAAGCGCCAACGCUUUCUGAGAGCUCGGAGAGAACUUCAGGCAUCUCAAUGAGAGCGCAUCAACCGCACGACCUCUUGUACAGGCGACCCGUGUCGAAAUUAUAA